Linum tenue is the source of this 2031-nucleotide messenger RNA. Lineage: Eukaryota; Viridiplantae; Streptophyta; Magnoliopsida; Malpighiales; Linaceae. The record is from the annotation of a GenBank genome assembly.
AUGAAGUUUGAUUCUGAUGAUAUGGCUUAUGCAUUUUACAGUGCAUAUGCACAUGGUCUUGGAUUCAGUGUAAGAAAGCAGUUCAUCAAGCGAACUUCAACAGGAGAAGUAAAAAGAAGAACAUAUACAUGUGCUAAAGAAGGUAAAAAAUCUAAGAUGAAAAAGGGAAAGCAGGUUGCUUACGAACGACCAAUUACCAGAAUAGGUUGUUUAGCAAAGAUGACAUGCAAACUGCAGAAUGAUGGUUUGCUUGAGGUUAUUUCUUUUGAAGCAAACCACAACCAUGAUUUGGCUCCCACUCCGAUGAAGCACAUGUUGAGAUCGAAUAGAAAGAUCAGUUUUGCUCAGAAAGCUAUUGCAGAUGAUGCUGAAAAGGCUGGGCUACCAACCAAGUCGGUUAUUAAUUUACUAGCAGUGCAGAAUGGGGGUCGGGAGAACAAUGGAUUUCUAGACAAAGACUACUACAAUUAUAUUGAUUCUCAGAGAAGGGCUAGACUGAUUAGGGGUGACGGUCAAGCUAUUAUGGAUUGUUUUCAAAAAUCACAAUCAGAUGAUCCAUCAUAUUUUUAUUCAGUGCAACUUGAUGAUGAUGAUCUUAUUAUGAAUAUGUUUUGGGCAGAUAGCAGGUCGAUACUUGAUUACAAGUACUUUGGAGAUGUUGUAUGUUUUGAUACAACCUACAGAAUUAACAAGUAUGGUCGCCCUUUUGCUCCUUUUGUUGGAGUCAAUCAUCUGAAGGAGACAAUAAUUUUUGGGGCAGCAUUACUAUAUGAUGAAACGAUCACAUCAUUCAAGUGGUUAUUUGAAACCUUUCUGAGAGCAAUGGCAGGAACACAACCCAAGACUAUAUUAACAGAUCAAUCAGCUGCUAUGGCCAAAGCCAUUGAAGAGGUACUUACCGAAACCCAUCAUCGUUUAUGUGUUUGGCAUAUUUAUCAAAAUGCUGCUAAACACUUAAGCCAUGCAUUUCAUGCAUCUAGCCAAUUUGCUGUUGAUUUUGGUUCAUGUGUAUAUGAUUAUGAGGAUGAGGAUAAAUGGUAUGAGGCUUGGGAUGCUAUGCUUAAAAGGUACAAUUUGGAGAACAAUGAAUGGUUGCAUGGAAUUUUCUUAGAAAGAGAAAAAUGGGCCAUGGUUUAUGGGCGACAUAUGUUUACUGCUGAUAUGAUGAGUACACAACGUAGCGAAUCAAUGAACAAUGUGUUGAAGAAGUACCUGAAGCGAAAACACAACAUGGUGUACUUUUUUGAGCACUAUGGGCGAUUGAUAGAAGAUAGACGCUAUAAAGAGCUCUUGUCAGAGUUCAACAUGAGGAACACCAGCCCAACAUUGAGAGCAGAUGUUGAGGUGUUAAGACAGGCAUCAGAGAUCUAUACUCCUAAAGUGUUUCUAAUGUUCCAAGAAGAAUACCUCAAAGUUUGGGAUUGUACCAUUGAUAAGACUAGCAAAACAGAAGUUCAAGUGGUGUAUAAAGUGAGAUAUGCUGGUAGAGGGACAGAGCACCAAGUCCGAUUUGAGCUUUCUUCUCAAGUUGUUGAAUGCAGUUGCAGAAAGUUUGACUUCGUGGGGAUUCUAUGUGCUCAUGCUCUAAAAGUUCUUGACAAGAAAAAUAUAAAGCACAUUCCUAAGCAGUAUAUAUUGAAGAGAUGGACAAAGGAUGCAAAAGAUGGACAAAUUAGUAGUUCAACUCAAGCUCAUGGAGAGUCUAAGGAGCUUAUUGGGAAGCGCUACUUGAAUCUUAAUUACAAUUUUCGAGAGAUAUCUAGCCUAGCAGCUGAGAAUGGCACUAUGUAUGAGCACACAUUUGGAGUACUAUCAAAUUUGCUAAAAGAUUUGCAGGGGAUGAAAAAAUGCUCACAUGGUGGAACUUCUAAUGAGUCAUUAUGCUCGAAAGGUGAACAAGAUUAUCCAAUUGUAGCUGGAGUUAAGACCAAAGCUACAUUUGGACAACCGAAAGGCAGACCAAAAGGUGCAUUGGAGCGAAGAAAAAAUCGUAAAAGUCAAACAAAGCCACAGGUUUGCUUCUUCUUUUGA